GCUCAUGCCCUGACGAGGUGUGCAUAAUGACAUCUCCAUGAACCCUUGAUCAACUUCGACCUCUGGUUGACGGCAUCCCCACACACGGUACCAAAUUUCGCAUGCACAGUCAAAGUGCUUCCAUCCAUCAUGCUGCCGAUAUUUCCCUGAGUAUUUCCCACUUUUUACCUUCUGACUCCACUCUGAACCUGUGACUGUAGAAACGGCACAAAAGCUUCGCAAGAAACUCUCAACAUGGAUUGGGUAAGUUCAGCCUCUCUAUUGUCCUCACCGCGAUUAGUGAGCCAAGGCGUGAAUCAUAUCAUGCAAGUCUACCACCGAUGCAUGCUUCGUCACCGCUGAUCAUAAACACUUGAUACUAACAGCAAGAACAGAUCCGUAAGCGUCGUGAUGAGCGCAAACGUAAAAGACUGGCAGCCCGCCGGACCUCACUCAACAAUUCCCAACUCGAACUUGAUACCGAACAAACGCAGAAUAAACCAACAAUGGCAUCAAUGUCGACGAGGUUUUUCUCGAUUCGCCGUCAACGAGGUGUGAAUACUUGCUUGACAAGAUACGAUCUGCUCGAACAAACUGGCGAAGAACCAGAGUAUGCAACCCCAGCAACAGAAGGAGAGACAAGAGCGAGACUACAGCAAUCGCUUCAGUCGAUGGGGAUAGACAAUAGAGAAGAGAUGCUUCGCAACCCAUUCGUCACACCAAGUCCAUCACCACCACUGCAACCCACCAAUUUGGUACCAACUGCCGGCCAGCAAAACGUAUCUACCGCCUCAAGGUCAUCAGAACAGCUACGACCCUCUGAUUCAGCAUCGGACGGCGGCCAGCGACCGACACCAAGCUCAGAAUUCGAUGAUGCUACAAGCCAAACCUGGCUUGAGCGAGUAAGCAGCACCAUCCGCCGCAAACCCAACAUCAAAGCUUUGCAAGCGUACAAGAGCGGGAGCAUCCGCUCAGCCUGGGCGUACACUCUUCCCAGAAACUGGAAGACGCGUAACACCGCGGCCACGAAAGCCUGGGUUGAUAGUGCCGCGGUGGUUGAUGAGCCGCAGCCCACUAGAUCGAUGGAUGAUAUGGAUAUCGAUGACGAAAGGAGAAGUCCGCUUCCAAGUCACUGGCGUGAUGGUGCAGAAUUGCAACAGACCUUUACAAGAAGGACAAGCGAGGUUGUUGGAGGUGACAGUGAGGUGGGGGACUGGAAUAGUCCUAGGGCAUCUGGAGAUAGGGACGCCCAAGAAGUCGACGAAGAGAUAGACAAAGAGUUUAGAGACUGGGCGAAUCAGCACAAGAUGCUGGUUGAGCGGUAUGAUCCACUUGCUGAGGCAAGUAAACGUGUGUCGGUUUUGAGUCAGACGCCGAAGAACAGGUACAGUGACUAUUUUCGGGGAUCGUGAAGGGCGGAUUGGGACAUCGGAUUGACCACGGGACUGGUUCUCGAACCGUCGAUUCCAACUCCAAUACAGCACUGACAGCAUUUAUACCUUUUUCAUCCUUCUAGUGUUUCUUAAGGGC
Molecule: messenger RNA, 1509 nt
Organism: Alternaria alternata
Lineage: Eukaryota; Fungi; Ascomycota; Dothideomycetes; Pleosporales; Pleosporaceae
Exons: 1
Coding region: 486-1391 (301 amino acids)
Source: RefSeq, a predicted model, not a curated record